CACUUUCUCCUUCUUUUUCUGUCUCUCCCGCUCGCUCGCAUAAGAAGUAUCGACAGAGUGCUUCCCACUCUCUUUUUUAAAGUUUGAACCAAACAAGGCCUUGGAUUGACGAUCUCCACGAAGAUCUCUCUUUUUUUCCUCUUUCCUUGGAUUUAUGAUAAUCUCAUUUCUCUUCUCCAACUUUUCAACUCUUUUCUGUCGCAUCCUCUUUCUCCGAUCUUGUUUCUCUUUCUGAGUUUGGAGAAUCAAAGUUAGGAGUAAGAGAUGUCUUCGAUAUCGUAUUCUCCAGCAGCGGUUACCGGAACUUCAGCUUCAGAUCUUCUUCGGAGCUCCAGUAACGGCUUGUAUGGGAUCCCUCUUAAAACCCUAGAAAAGGCACGAUUUGCCGUGAGAAGGAGGGAUAUAACUGUAGCUGCAAAGAUUAAGAAAGUAAAGAAGCAUGAACACCCGUGGCCUGCAGAUCCGGAUCCAAAUGUGAAAGGUGGAAUCCUAACUCAUCUCUCCCAUUUCAAGCCAUUGAAAGAAAAGCAAAAGCCUGUUACUUUGGAUUUUGAGAAGCCCCUUGUUGAUUUAGAGAAGAAGAUUAUUGACGUGAGGAGGAUGGCAAAUGAAAUAGGCUUGGAUUUCGGUGACCAGAUUCUAUCAUUGGAGAAUAAAUAUCAACAGGCUCGAAAGAAAUUAUACACACAUCUUACCCCUAUACAACGUGUGAACAUUGCCCGGCACCCCAAGAGACCUACAUUCCUUGAUCAUGUAUUUAGCAUUACUGAUAAGUUUGUGGAACUUCAUGGAGAUCGAGCAGGGUACGAUGAUCCAGCUGUUGUUACUGGUAUAGGAUCCAUAGAUGGUAGGAGGUACAUGUUUAUGGGUCACCAAAAGGGUAGAAAUUCUAAAGAGAAUAUUCAGCGUAACUUUGGAAUGCCAACACCCCAUGGUUACAGGAAGGCUCUACGCAUGAUGUAUUAUGCAGAUCACCAUGGGUUCCCUAUAGUUACUUUUAUUGACACUCCUGGGGCAUAUGCGGACCUUAAGUCUGAGGAGCUGGGUCAAGGUGAAGCUAUUGCACAUAAUUUAAGGACCAUGUUUGGUCUGAAGGUCCCAAUUGUUUCUAUUGUUAUUGGGGAAGGUGGCUCUGGUGGUGCCUUGGCCAUUGGCUGUGCUAAUAAGUUAUUAAUGCUGGAAAAUGCAGUCUUUUAUGUUGCCAGCCCGGAGGCAUGUGCUGCAAUUUUGUGGAAGAGUGCCAAAGCUGCUCCAAAGGCAGCUAAGCAGCUGAAGAUUACUGCCCCAGAGUUGCGCAAGCUUCAAAUUUGUGAUGGAAUCAUUCCUGAGCCACUCAGUGGUGCUCAUGCAGAUCCAGCUUGGACUUCGCUACAAAUAAAAGCUGCAAUUAACAAAACAAUGGAUGAGCUCACGCCAAUGGACACAGAAGCGCUACUAAAGCAUCGCAUGCUUAAGUUUAGGAAACUGGGUUUGUACCAAGAAGGUGUCCCAGUAGAUCCCAAGAAGAAGGUCAAUAUGAAAAAGAAAGAACAAACUGUUCGUAGAACCUCAAAGGCAGAGUUGGAGGCAGAGUUGUUGGAGGGUGAGGUAGAAAAUUUGAAACAGCAAAUCUUGAAAGCCAAGGAGUCAUCCACCAAGCCUCCUGAGUUGGCUCUGAAGGACAUAAUAGAAAAAUUGAAAAAGGAGGUUGAUCAUGAAUACUCUGAGGCCAUUAAAGCCAUGGGCUUGAAGGACAGGCUUGAGAUGCUGAGAGAAGAAGCUUUAAAAGUAAAUUCAAGAGAUCAACUCAUGAAUCCUGUUAUAAUGGAUAAGGCUGAGAAGCUUAAACACGAGUUCAACCAGCGACUAUCAGCAGUUCCAAACUACACAACCCUCAAAUAUAAGCUUGACAUGUUGAAGGAGCUUUCUAAAGCCAAAAUUCUCUCAAAGGCUGCUACACUGAAGCAGGAAGUUAAUAGGAGGUUAAAUGAAGUCAUGGGUCGGCCUGAGAUAAAUGAGAAGCUUGAAGCAUUAAAGGCUGAGGUUCAAAAUUCUGCUUCAUCCAGCUUUGUGGAUUUAGAUCAAGGGCUGAAGGACAAAAUUCUGAAUAUGAAGAAAGAGAUAGAAUUGGAAAUGGUUAAUGCUCUUGAGUCCAUGGGUUUGGAUGUUGAGGUUGUAAAAUCUAAUGCAAAAGUCCUAAGUGAGCGAACUUCACUCUCAGUCUUAAAAAACAAGGUGGAUAAUUUAAGUGAAGAAAUUAAAAAGAGAAUUGAAAAUGUUGUCAAUUCAUCUGAGUUGAAAAAUAUGAUUGAGUCAUUGAAGCUGGAGAUAGCAAAGGCAGGAAAGAGACCUGAUAUUCAGUCAAAAAGUAAGAUUGAGGCUCUAGAACAACAGAUUAAGCAAAUACUUUUAGAAGCUCCCAGCUUGUCAGAAUUAAAGGGGAAGCAUGAAGAGUUGAAGGCAGAAAUUUCUGAAGCCAUACAAUCUUCUGCUGGUACUGAUAGAAGUUUGCAAAAGGAAACCAAGUAUGAGGAACCUAGACUAGAGAUCAAUGUGGGUGCAAACUGCAGCUUUGCUUAGCGUAUGUAGAUCCUGGCAUUAUACAUUAUCUGGUUCUCUUUUUGCUUUAGAUUUCUGAUGAAUAAUCGAGAUUUCUGACAUCAUUUUAUUAGGAUGCUUAAGUAUUUAUACCAUUUAUAAUAAAUGCCUGGAAUAGUUAUAACUAGUUUACUAUCAAACGCAUUUAGUAUUUCUUUUCUGUUACAAUUAGGGAAAGAAAUGCAGAUAUCUGAACAUUAUCGAUAUUCACUGGUAUUUUGUUGUUCCAUGUGUAACUAUAUCUGAACCUUGUCUAAAUUCACUGGUAUUUUGUUGUUCCAUGUGUAACUAAUAUCUGCUAAUUAUCACAACUAUUAAUUAUUAAUGGACACUCUUUUAUUAAAGAGUGGUUACCCUAAUUUAUAAGUUCCAUUAUUAAAUUUUAAUAACUCUGCUAGUUUAUUUGAUUUGUACGA
This is a messenger RNA of Durio zibethinus, 2993 nucleotides long. RefSeq names its product acetyl-coenzyme A carboxylase carboxyl transferase subunit alpha, chloroplastic-like. Lineage: Eukaryota; Viridiplantae; Streptophyta; Magnoliopsida; Malvales; Malvaceae. Gene Ontology annotation, molecular function: acetyl-CoA carboxylase activity; carboxyl- or carbamoyltransferase activity. Gene Ontology annotation, cellular component: acetyl-CoA carboxylase complex. Gene Ontology annotation, biological process: fatty acid biosynthetic process. The record is from RefSeq and is a predicted model, not a curated record.